Culex quinquefasciatus (southern house mosquito) is the source of this 1850-nucleotide messenger RNA. RefSeq names its product transmembrane protease serine 9. The transcript is spliced from 6 exons. Gene Ontology annotation, biological process: proteolysis. The record is from RefSeq and is a predicted model, not a curated record. Lineage: Eukaryota; Metazoa; Arthropoda; Insecta; Diptera; Culicidae. Gene Ontology annotation, molecular function: serine-type endopeptidase activity. Bases 48 to 1850 code for a protein of 600 amino acids.
UCACAGCCCGAUAGUGGUUUAGUUCAGUUCCAAGCGCGAGCGCCAUCAUGAUUGGCAGUUCUGUUAGCCGUCGAAGGGAGGAGGUCUUCUACGUUCUUCUCAUCGUGGUAUUUAUCGUAGCGAAGGCCGGAGUCCUUGGACAGGAUGCUGCGGAAAACGACGACGACGGCGACGGAGAUGAUGUGGUGGAGUCAACAUCCCCCAGCAGCCCACGCGUCGUCGGCGGAACCGGCGUAGCCAUCGGGGAGCUUCCGUUCAUCUGCUCCAUCCGCCAGCGGCAACCGGCCGGGUCCUGGAGCUCGCCGUCGUGGACGCAUCUGUGCGGCAGUACGAUUGUGAACGAAAAUUGGCUGCUUACUUCCGCUCACUGCGUCGCCCCGCCCCUGCCCAAGGAGAGCUUGCUGAUUGUUUGUGGUGUGCGACAGGCCAGAACCGUCGCCGGGAUUGAGCCCAGUCCGGAGUACGUUGACGGACAGCGGGGAAGCGAUUUGGCACUGAUACUGCUGAAGAAGCCGUUGGUGUUCACCGGAAACGUGCAACCGAUACCGAUUUUUGAUCAACGAAUCCUGCCUACCAGUGUGGCCACCAUCGUUGGCUAUGGCGUUUCCUCGUACGGAAAGGACGGUUGGCAGCCUAAUGGAUUAGAGGCAGCCACCGUCCCGAUUCUCUCGAUGAAAGCUUGCAUCCGGCGGUUGGGUACCCUAGCUACCUAUCUCACCAGUGACACAAUCUGCACCGACAUCGCAGGACCAACGGGCGCCGCCGGGACCUGCGUAGGCGACUCCGGCGGUCCCGUCAUAAUCGGCACCGAGCUGCAUCCCUUCAACCUGCUGGCCAUCCCAGCGUGGACGGUCACGCCGUGCGGAAGUGGCCCCUCGAUGCACACACUCGUUUCCGCCCACAUUGAGUGGAUUCUUGCCGUUAUCGUUCCGAAUCUGAAAUUCAUAAACCGGGUGAUAUAUCUUGGUUCACCAUCGCGACCUAGACGGAUUAAAGCCCAGUUUGAUUUAGCCAACUCGAUGGACAACAUGCUGAAGGGAGCAAUUUUGUGUCUGUGUUUGAGCGCCGUACUGGCCUCCGCUACGGUUGACAGAGGAUCCCGCGUGGCCGGAGGAACCGAUGCGCUUGCCGCCGAGUACCCGUACAUCGUGUCCGUCCAGCGGUUCUUGCUGUUGCGAGCAAACCAUGUCUGCGGUGGAACCAUCAUCAACGACUUCCACGUGCUGUCCGCUGCCGAGUGUUUUGCCAGCAAUUUGAACAGCCGGUAUCGCGUCCAAGCUGGAAAGCUGUCCCUGAACCAGUUCGAGAUCACCGAGCAGACGAUCAACGUGCUCAACUUUGUGAUUCAUCCCUCCUACGAUCAGUCGUUGAGUCCGUUCAACAUUGCCGUGAUUCGUCUGACGUCUCCGUUCGGCUUCACAGCGUUCAUCCAGCCCAUCAACCUGCCGGCACCGGACACCAUCCACAGUGGCAUCGUACGAUUUGCCGGUUGGGGAUCGACCUCGGUCAGUCUGCUGCCAAGCACUCCGGCGCUCCUCCAGCAGGCCCGAGUUGCCGUCUUUCCCAACCCUGCUUGUCAAGCGCUGAUGGCUGAUCCGGAAGACCCGCAAAUGACCCCAAUCACUCCGCUGCACGUGUGUCUUGGACCCGUAACCGGUGGAAUUGGACCUUGCUCCGGCGAUGCUGGCGGUCCAGUUGCGCAAGUUGUCGACGGUCGACACGAGCUGGUCGGUAUCCUUGGCUGGAGUCCUCCCAUCUGCGCAAUUCCAGGACUUCCUUCGGUGACCGUGCGAGCGUCGGCCCACAUCGCGUGGAUCAACGCGGUCAUCAACCCAAAUCCGGAAAGUUGA